Messenger RNA from Strongylocentrotus purpuratus (purple sea urchin), 8688 nucleotides. RefSeq names its product protein AF-9. Gene Ontology annotation, biological process: regulation of DNA-templated transcription. Bases 113 to 2104 code for a protein of 663 amino acids. The transcript is spliced from 5 exons. NCBI's taxonomy places the organism in Eukaryota, Metazoa, Echinodermata, Echinoidea, Camarodonta, Strongylocentrotidae. Gene Ontology annotation, cellular component: super elongation complex. The record is from RefSeq and is a predicted model, not a curated record.
CGGUCCCACUUUUCAUUGGAAGAGAUGGGCGCAGCGAAUUUCUGAGGUUUUUCCAAAAUUCAUUAGGAAUUCCCAUUUUAUUAGAGGAAAAAGGGGAUAAUAAGUGGUCACGAUGACCACUCAGUGUGUACAGGUGAAGCUGGAGUUGGGCCAUCGGGCCACGAUAAGGACUAAACCAACAGGAGAGGGAUUCACCCAUGACUGGACAAUGUUUGUCAGAGGACCAGAGGGAAGCUGCAUAGAGCACUUUGUCGACAGAGUCGUAUUCCAACUUCAUGAGAGCUUUCCAAAGCCUAAGAGAGUUGUAAAGGACCCACCUUUUGAAGUCUCUCAAGCUGGCUAUGCUGGUUUUGAGAUAGCCAUUGAUGUCUACUUUAGGAACAAGGAGGAACCCAAGAAAGUUCGCUUUCUCUAUGACCUCUUCCUUCAUGUGAGCGGUCAGCCCCCAGUCAAUCAUAUCCGAUGUGAGAAACUGACCUUCAGGAAUCCAACAGAGGACUUCAGGCGCAAGCUGCUCAAGGCAGGAGGGGUAGGAGUUAUGCCAAUGGACCUAGAUAUUCCUGCUACCACCACCAAGCUGAAUGCUACAGGGGGUAAGCCAAGCGCCCCUGCAGCCACGCCCGCUACCGACCCUUCAGCUUUCACCAAGGGGAAACCCCAGGCAGGUGCUGCAGCCUCCACAACUCACCAAGGCUCUAAGAAACCCAAGAGUAUGUCCUCCUCCUCCUCAUCAACCCCUUCAUCAGCAUCAACGAUACCAAGCAAGGAGAGUGGGAAAGCCAGCACCCCAAAGACGAAGGAACCUAAGGAACCCAGCAAGCCAAAGACAAGCACAAAAGAUAGCAAGACCACCUCAAAGGAUUCCAAGACUUCAACAAAGGAGUCCAAGACUUCAACUAAGGAGCCCAAGUCUUCAACAAAGGAGUCCAAGUCAGUCUCUAAAGAGCACAAAGCAAGUCCUCGAGAGCCAAAGCCGAGUCCAAAGGAACCCAAACCCAGUCCCAAGGAAUCUAAGCCCAGUCAGAAAGUGAGUUCUAAAGACAUUAAGUCCACUAGUGAGAGCAAGUCAUCCAGCAAGGAUAACAAAGACUCUAAAUCAAGUGGAAAGGCCAAAGAAAGCAGCAAACAAACCGCCAAGAGGUCAGCUGCAGAGGCCUCCCCGAUGUCCUCCACUCCUGCCAAGAAAAGGAAGCAGAGCACUUCAACCAAGGAGGAUAAGAACAAAGAUGAAACAUCUCAUGAUACAAAAACAUCAAAGGUAAAAUCAGAAAAAAAUCCAUCAAGCGAGAAAGAGAAGUCGUCGGCUUCAGAAAAGGGGAACAAAAGUAAAGAAAAGACAAGUAAAGUAAAGAAGAAUACAAGCAGCUCCAGUAAGAGUACACCUGCACCUGAUCAGGGCCUGUUUACACCAGAGGUCUCUAAAUCAAAGACCAAGUCCAAAGCCAAGCAGACGAAGGAACCCAAGAAAGAACCAAAAGAACUGCCUCCAUUUGAUGCCGAGCUCAGUACAGAGGAGGCAGAGCAUGACGCUCCGAGUCCAAGUUCCAGUAUCAGUUUCUCGUCGUUGACCCUCCCAGGGCGGGGCGGUGGUACAGGCACCCUGGGGAUGCUCAUGCAGGACUUGGAAUAUGAGGAUAAUGACGACGAUGAUGAUCAUGACAUGGAGAGACCAUUCCAGAACAGUGCUCCACCUCCUGGAAGACAUCGCUCCAUGUCCGGUGACAGCAACCUUAGUAGUAAUAGUCGGCACAGCUCACCCUCGCCAGAAAUUGAGAAGCCAAAGCCUGUUUCAAAGUCAAGCUAUGGCUCGAACAAGAAGUCGGGCACAACGGGCAAGAAAGGUUCCAAAGUUGAAAAGAAACCCAAGAAUGUUGAAAGUAAACAGAAAUCAUCUCAAAACAGUAACAUUGAUUAUUUGUAUGAGCUAGUUGACCUGCACAAAAGACUGAUGAAACUCACAGACAGAGACAAAUUGCAGAAGGUCGUUGACCUAAUUGGAGAGACAGGGUCAUUCAAGGUCACAGACACGACAUUUGACUUUGACUUGUGUUCCUUGGACAAAAGUACUGUGAGGAGGCUGCAGGAAUAUGUUCCUACAUUGUAACUACCAUGCAAUCACGUGUUGACCUGGUGAAUCAUCAUCAGGUCAAGAAAGGUCACCAUCUCAACUUUUGACCUGUAGUUCAUAUUGUCUGUUUAGAGUUGGAAGGUCGAUGUCUUAUUAGUCUCAUAUAAUUUUGUACAGGUUUAAAGCACUUUUGACUCUCAACAAACAAUGUGUGGUACCUUGCUGGGAAACAGAAGCUGCAGCAUUGUAUAUGUUUGUAUUGUCUAGAUUUCGUGCUGUAUAAAAACAUAGCCACAUUCACGCGCAAUUUUUAAUGUAAAAUUCUAGUGUAUUAUGUAAAUAUUUGUACAUGAAUUUGAAACAUUUUGUAUUAAAAUGUAAAUAUAAAGUAGUCAGAAGCUGUGACACAUGCGUACUACUGCCAAGUACGGCUUAUGUCUUUAUGUUUCCUGGUUUUACCAUGGAGUGCUCAAAGAAUGUUUUAAUGAUGCUUUAGCAGUCCUAAUGUUUAUUUAUUUGCUUCUGUUAAUGGCAUGCGCUUAUUUAACUUCAGAGAAAAGAGAUUUAUUUUUAUACGGUUUGUUUGAUUUAGGCUUGAUGCAAAUACACUCAAAAUUUGAAACGGGAUACUCAACCAUUGAAAUAAAAAGUGGUACUGCAGUGAUGACAAAUUCAAAAGUUAGAGUGAAUUUCAUUGGCUACCAACAAACAGGUUGUUACUACUUUCAACAAGCCUUCUUUGCAGAGGGCUCAUGAUCUAUAGUCAAUUUAGUUAUUCACAAAAGAGGGAUGAAUUCUAAGCUAAAGAAUUAAAGGAAUGAGGAAUUGUAGAAAGAAUCCCUAUUUCUGUCAUCACUAAAGCAACUUGUCUAUCAUGUGCACCGAUAGGCUGAUCUUGAUAGCAUAAAGGGCUGGGCAUACCUCACAGUUAAGAUAAACCCUAUGCAUUUGAAAUUAUAAUGAUGAUUUUAUAUCAAGUUGUCGUACCUUAACAAUAUAAACAUUGGGGUUCUGUCUGUGACUUCUGUCACGAAGCACAAGGGACACACCAUCUCCUCUGAAUUGACAUCACAUUAAAGGAGUAAACUUACUGUCUCUCAGGUAUCGUCGUUGAGAUAUUCCAACAAGAAUAUAAUCAAUGAGGGAGGCUCAGUAGCAUAAAUCGUUGAGGUCCAGUGUAAACAUAUGUUUCUGUUUGCAGGAGCUCCUUAAGAAUUUGAUCUUGUAUACAUGCGAUAUUCUCACAGUAGUAUUAAAACAUUCUAAUGGUUUUUACCAGAGCUCUUUCCCAUUUAACAGAGCAAUUUUAGAGCCUUCGAGACAGAAUCGAGAGCUUAAUCGCUCAUCGCUCAUAAUAUCUGGCAUACAACAACCAUUCUAAUUCCUUUUACGCAUAAACAAGAUAGGAGUGAUUUGGGAACGAUUUAUCAUUAUUGGUGAGGUGUGAACAGCCCUUAAACAAAAUAACUGAAAUCAGACUCAAAUAGUGGAGUGUAUUUACAUCAGGAUGGUCUCAGAAAGGUGGAUGAUUUAUAUUUUUUGCACUGUUUUUAUAUUCACAAAUUUAGCAAAGCCAGCAGCAUUGUUUCAAUUUUUUGUUUUACUACAAGUAGCAUUUUUAAAGAAAUUUUGAAUUACUGCUUAGGUUCAGAUACAUGAGAAGAUGGUGCAUGCAUGUUACUGGAGGUUCAAUGGUAUGCAAUGUUUAAUGUAAUGUGCAACUUAUUAUUUUGGCUUAAGAUAUUAAAAAGGCUAGUCUUCCCAAAUUUUCUGAAAUGAUCUGCAGGUUCGUUUGCUAAUUGGAUUGUUAAAUUUCGACUUCGACCUCUUUUGAUAAAAUAUGAGAUUUUCAAUGACUGCAUAUUGGCAAAAUUUGUAUCUCCCUUCAAGCCAGUUUUGUAUUGCAAUGAGCGUAAGUUUGAACAUCAUUUUUUUGACUUAAAUUAACUAUGCAUUUAACACUAGUUAAUAGACAUUAAAACAUUUGCAGGGUUUUAAAAAAUAGUAACAUUUCAUCUAAACUCUUAUUCAGUUUCACUAAAAUCAUGUUAAGGAGAAAUGUAUAUAUUUUUUCCAACGAUGAAAAAAUAUCUGCUGCAGUCUCCCAGCCUCUGUUUUCACUGCUUCCCCCCAAAAAUUCCUUGUCUUUUUCAGGACUUUUCAAGAACCAACCAUGCUUAUGCCUGUUUCUACAUUUAAUUUGUUUUUCUUUUUAAACAUUUUUUAAAAGGAGAUUUGUGUACUAGCUAAGCCAAUGAAAUUUAGAUAUUCCCAGCUUGCAAACUUCAUUCUAAGUAUUUAAAAAGCUGCUUUGUGUGCUUAUUUGUAAAAACACUAAAAUGAAACAAUAUUGAGUGAUAAGGACACACAUUCAGUAUUACAUUUGUACAUCAACAUACUCUUAUCAUGCUUGUAUUUUUAAAGAUGUCUGUACAUUUUUUACAUGUAAUCACACUAUUGAGAUUUGCUCACCUUAUUGCUAUUUGCACAGUGGUAAAUCAUUGGUAAAAUAUCAUUUUUGCAGAUAUUUGUACAAAGUAUUCCCUGUUUUGUAUACUGGUAUCUACUUCUGUAUCUGUUAUAUCCUUUUCCUUGUAACCUCUUUCUUUGUCAAUGAGCAAAAUACCUGAUUUUUUUUUAAUAUACUUAAUUUCCAUUCCUCCACUUUGAUUAUUAGAUAAAGCAGAAAGCCCUACCAUUAUUUUCCUUUUUAUUUGACACACAUGUACAAAAACAACAGAAGAAUGUGAAUUUUCUUUUCUUUGCCAAACUUAUUUUGUAAAAAUAUACAUUUUUAGGGAGAGGAAGAAAUAAAACUUAUACUUUCCCUCAAUUCAACCCUUUUUAGAUCUUGUUCUGAGAUCAUCUUCUUUGAAGCAGAAAGCCAUUUUUGACAAAUGUUUGGAAUGUGUGAUCCAUGUUUACAAGUUUCUUUCAUAUUUUUAAAUUCUUUUCUAUAGUUGAUUGUGGAUGAAUACCAUUAAAGAAAACCCAAAACUAAUCACACUUUCCUGCCAAGGAACCUUAUGUUCAUGCAUGCAGUUCUGUAUAGUGUAUACCAGUAAUCUUUUCCCUCCCAUCACAGAUUCAUAUUAUUUCUCCAUUUUUUGUUAAACCCACAACACAUUAUAGUAUACUAUCCGACUACAGUUUGAUUUUGGAAAAGAAGGGAUAUCCUUAGAUAGAAAAUUGUUAAUAUAUAAAACAUUGUUUGUUAUAGUGUCAUGACUAGUUAAAUGAAUGAUUGCUUUGUAUCAUGGGUCGUGUAGUCGAAGAAAACCUACUGUAUACUGUAAAUCUUGGUGAGUUUUUCCCCCAAGUUGAGCUAACCUUGGCCUUAUCUGUCAUAUUGACGUUGGGAACCUGAGUGAAAAAGACUUACAUGUUGACAAUUUCAUUUCUAAUGAUAUUUCAUUUUCUUCAAAAAGCAUAUCGCAGUCAGAUCAUGUAAUGUGUGAUGGGCGUAAACUUAAGCUGUCAGAGCAUACUUCUCUAUUUCUGUACCGUGACUUGUGAGGUGGGCCGUCCAUUGGAACUUGUAAAUAAUCUCUAUUUGAUUGUGAAUGACAAUGUAAUGUACAGCGCAAACAUGUUUUAUAUAUACAUACAUAUAUAUAUGCAGGAUGCAUGAAUCUUUGUGACCGUAUGCACAUGAAAAAUACUUGUCUUGUAUCACUGCCACUUUGCAUAUCUUUUUCAAAACACAUAUCCAUAGCUAGAUUAGUAGCUAGUCUAGAAUUCCGCAGUCUUGCAGUUUAGAAAAAGACUAACAAAAUGUGUCGGUGCAAGAUAGAAAAGAGAAAUUGUAUGUGUCACACAUAUGCUGCAGUAGAAGAAGUUAAUGGUCGAAAGGAAAUUUCUUGAUUUAUGUCAUUGUGGUGUGCUAGAAAUAACAUCCCAAAGGAUUGCUGAUUUUUACUCAUAAGGAUGAAGUAGAGAAUAUUUGAAGCAUAAACCGGUAACUUUUGACUAGAUUUUUAUUAUUAUUUCAAAUGGAAAGCUAAAUCAUGCCUCUAAAAUUAACCUAAACAGUUUAAAACAAAGUUGGUUGAUUUUGUAAGAAAGGAAAUGCCAAGUAGAAUGUUAAUAUUGAUCAUAGCAUUCUCUGUCCCAUUUGUAUUGAUUGAAGAACUUAAUGUAGAUAAUAAAACAAAAUAUAGAAGCAAAAGUUAUAACCAGAAUACAGGAUACACUUAAAAGUCAAUCUCAAUGUUUUGUGGGAUCGUCCGUGUAAAAGAGAUUUUGAAUUUGAAGAAUCUUGAACUUUAUACUGUCAAGCACUUUCUACUUUAUAAUAAGGGGACUAUCUUGGCAAGACCGCCUUGGUUUUUUAGGGUACCCAUGAUUCCAUAUUUCUGAUUUGUAUGUGUAAAUGCUUUUAUUGGACUUAGAUAAAAUUGAAUUUGAAUUUGAACUUGAACUUUUGAAAGAAAAUAGAAUAAAAUAAAGAUAAUUCCUGAUAUGAUAUUAAGAUAUUGUCUGUUAAGAGCCAGGAGGGUUUUAACUCUGUGUUUAAAUGAUAUAUGAGUUAACAUCCUUCUGGCUCCGAAUAGAAAAUAUUAUGAAUUGCAUCAGAAUUAGCAAUAUGAAUUUUAACAAAUUAUUUGCUUAUAUGAUCUAGAGUUGUAUCCAAGCAUAUUUUGACGUUGAACAAAAUCGGGGGAAAAAAACUCCAAACACACAAUUGGUUAAUUGUCCAAUGACAUUAAGAACCAGCAUCAGCUCUCUCACAUUCCCUUUCUUCUCUCUCUCUUUAAUGGUGUUAUUUUUUUAUUGAUUAUUCAUUUUUCUUGUUGUUGUUUGUUGAAAGACCAAACUUGUUGAGGAUAGAAAAACUUUAGAAUUUUGCCCUUUUUCUUGUACUUUAAAGAUGCUAUGGAACUUAACAGAUGUCAGUGCUGGACCCUGUUUCACAAAACUUGUUAUCAAGAACAGCUGCCAUAGAUCUAUGAUGAAUCUGCUCACAGCCAAUCAAAUGCGAGGAUUUCAGUAGCUUAUAACAACUAUUGUAACUUGUUAUUGAUAACAAGUUUUAUGAAACAGGCCCCUCAUCUUUGUAUUUGUAUUGUGUAAUACCCUAUACAGUGGAACAUCAUUAUAAAUAACACUAAAAUAACAAAUUUGCUAUAAUAUCAUAACAUUCUGAUCUUAUUUCUUCAUUCUGUUGUUUUGUAGCCUUGAUAUAACAUGGUUUCACUAAAAACAUCAUACUUUUUGAGAACUUUGUUAUAAUGAGAUUACACCUGCAUAGCAAAACUUAAAGAAGAAAAAAUAAUCUUACAUCUGAAAUACUAGUUAAGUUUGCACAAAUCAGUUUGCACAAAUGUAUUAUCAAAUAUUUGUCACAUUUACUCGUGAAUCAAGGUGAUUUAGUUGACCAUUCAAUACUCUACUAGAGGCAGGUUUACCAUAUCUGCUAUUAAGAGCAAAAAGGAUGUUGUUACCUUAUAUAAUGCCCCUUUUGCUCUCAGCAGACAGUAUGUAUUUCAUUCCGUGGAAAUGGUAAAAGGGAGUUGAUGUUACAUCUUCAAUAUUCAUAAGUUGUCAACAAAUCAAUGUUCCUUUUUGCUUUGUGAAGCAAAACACAUUCAAGAGAGUUAAAUGAAAGGUGCUACUUAAAAAAUGCUGUAAAAUAUACUGCUUGAUAUUCAUAAUUUCAGUACAGAUCAUUAUUGCAUAUGUUAUUUAGAAAUAUAGUCGACAUAGUUACACCAAGUUGUCAAGCGUUUGAAUUUAUGCCCGUAGUUGCAUGUAAGUUUUGAAAGAUGUAUGAUUAUGGACACAGAAAAGGUCAAAAUAAUAAUUACUCACAGAUUCAAGAAAUGAAGGCAAUUAACCCUUGUGUCAACUUUUCAUAAUCAUUUUAAUUUUGUGUGAGCUGCGAAAGAGGUGCUCUUCUGUCAUUUGAAAUAUAAUCAUAUUUUUUCAUUUAGAUUCCAAGGUGUACAUCAAUUAGGUAGCAUUAAUUAAUUUCUAAAGUUAAAAAUGGUUGUACCAUAAGAUAAUGAUUAUAAACAUUUCCACAAAAAUGCAGAAUUUGAGUUCUUACAUUUUUUAAUUUAUUGCAAAACCACUUUUUUGCCUGAAGGUAUAAGCCACUUUGAGAAUGUUUUGUUUUGUUUUUUUAUUAAAACCUCUGGUCAAUAUUUAGGAGAAUUAACACUCUAAAACUCAAUAACUUUAAAAAAGAAAAUGUUUAUAUUUAUUAUCAACAUCAUUUUAUGAUAAAAAUAAUGAAACCUAUCUUCUUUUUUUAAAGGUUGUAAUUACAAUCAUUUAUUAAGUGUAUGAACAUGAAAUAAUGAUGGCUUUUUGAUGAAAUGAACAUAUAUAUUUUUUUUAAAUAAUUAAAAAAAUUGUUCAAUUUGGUUAAUUUAUCUAUUAUUAUUCAAAUUGAAUGUAUUUGAAUACCUGAUUAAUUUCGUGAUUGAUAAUAUUAUUGUCCAUCUUGAUGUCCUGAAUGUGCUCUUAUUUUUCCACUUACACUUGUCAUUAAUUUAUAUUUUCUUCCUGAUGUUGGGCAAAAAAUGGAGAUUAAAUAUCUUGAUUAAAGAAUCUUGUUGUUGAUUUUACAUUGUAUAUGAAUUAGAAAAUAUAAACUGUGAGUUUGAAUAUCCUAA